AUGAGCACAACAUCAACAAAUGUUGCAAGUAUGCUGUACCUCCAUCCUGAUUACCUCUGGUUUUUGAGAAAAAUUCAAGCGCGGAAUUUGCCAGUGCGACAACCCAUAUUUAGAAAUUCAAUGCAGUGGGAAUUUAUUGGGGCAACAAAAAAAACGAGGAUUGUGCAGAAAAUUCGAUACACGAAAGCAUUGGCUUUUGGUGAGGAGCUAAAAUUGUUUUUACAGGUAUCGGACAACGAAGGAUAUUCAGUUACCGUUUCGCGUUAUUCCGUUAGUUCGGGAAGUUUCAAGAAAUAA
This is a messenger RNA of Strongylus vulgaris, 297 nucleotides long. Lineage: Eukaryota; Metazoa; Nematoda; Chromadorea; Rhabditida; Strongylidae. The record is from the annotation of a GenBank genome assembly.